UACAUUUAAAACAACCUUUGUUUAAAAAGUAUAUUGCCGUUUUGUUACAAUUAUACAGUUCUUAUUUCGAAUAGAGUAAGUAAAGUUAGCUUAUUGUUGAACUACUAUGACGUUGAAUUUAUCUGGUAUCCAUUAUUUUGUUUUCCCUCCUGCCUCCUCCGCCAUGAUGUUUUCUACUGAACAGCAGAGCUAAGUAGCUACUAGCUAACCAGCUAGUUUAGCCUUCAGGCUGCGGACUGUUGUGGAAGGGAGGUGCAAUGGAUGGAUGCUUUGCCCCGCUACGUUUUACAUAUCUGUUUUAGUAUGAACACAAUGCGUCGACGUCAAUUCACCCGUUGAUAAACUCCGCGCUGUGGCGGAGGGCUGCUAGUUCGCAGCGUUAAUACAUCAUCCAGGCGCGAGGGUUUGUCGGUAUAGUUACAGAUUAUCUCGAGCUGUCUGAGCGGCUACACAGCUAGCUUCUCCCUACUGUCUACUAUCGCAUUCUUGUGUCUCCUGCCCCAGGAAUGUUCUCCAAAAAGCCUCAUGGGGACGUUAAAAAAUCAACACAGAAAGUGUUGGACCCAAAGAAGGACGUGUUGACAAGACUGAAACAUCUCAGAAUAGUCAUAGAGAACGCAGAGCCGUCAGAGCUGAAACAGUUCUUCGACCUGAACUACUCGCAUAUCUACUAUGUGUUCUUCGAGAACUUUGUCACCAUUGAGGUCAGCCUCAAACAAAAAGGUCACAAGUCUCAGAGGGAGGAACUGGACUCAAUUCUCUUCAUAUUCGAGAAAAUCCUCCAGCUCCUGCCAGAGCGAAUCCAGAGCCGAUGGCAGUUCCACAGCAUCGGGCUGAUCCUCAAGAAGCUGUUGCACACUGGGAAUUCUUUGAAGAUCCGUCGUGAGGGCGUGCGCCUGUUCCUGCUGUGGAUGCAGGCGCUGCAGAGUCAUGCCGAGCGGGAGCAGCUCUGCAUGUUCGCCUGUUUGAUUCCUGGCUUCCCGGCUCCACUCUGCCACGGGACCCCACGCACUCUGGACACUCUGAUCAACCCCCCGCUGAGUCUAACAGAGACUCAGGUCACCCCAGAAGAGAUCACCCCAUUGGUUCCCCCCCAGUCAGGUGACAAGAACCAGGAAGACCUCACCGCUUACUUUUUAGAAGCGCUACUUAAAUACAUGGUAAACCAGGCCAAGUCUCUCGAGUGGCGCUGCAAAGACAACCAUGAACGCGCCUUCAGCUUCCUCUUCGGUCACUUCAGGAAGUUUUACCUUCCUCACAUCUUUCCCAACUUCGCCAUGGAAACCAGCCUUUACAACCCCAUACUGGACGUGCCCCCGAUGCGUCCUAAGCCUUACUACAGCGUGGUGCGCAGGGAGCAGGACGGGGGGGAAACGGUGUACUGCACCAAGGAGAGCUUCCUCCAGGCCCGGGUCAUCUUCAUCCGCUGGCUGGUUUCCUUCUGGCUGGAGCCGCGGCCCAACGCGCAAACACACAUCCCGGGAACAGAGGGGGAGAACGUCCCCAAGAACAUACAGCGUGCAGCAGCAGGACUGGCGGCUCGCUCGGCAGGCAGCUCUGAGGACUGCGGCGGAGGCGGGCUCCGAUUGGACGCCCACCUGGAAAGUAGCGGGUGCUUGUCUGGGUCGGGCGGGGGCAGCAUGGGGCUGUCCGGGGGUCUGGGGUCCGGGUGCGAGCCGGAACAAAGCCACUCCAACACCUCCACACUGACGGAGAGAGAGCCCAGCUCCUCCUCGCUCUGCUCCAUGGAUGAAGAGCAGCUCACGGACAUGGAGGUGGUGAGGAGGGUCCUGACCUCCUCCAGAACCAACGUCAACUUCAUCACCGAGAUCUUUAGACAGGCCUUCCUCCUCCCCAUGUGUGAAGCUGCGGCGAUGCGUAAAGUGGUGCGUGUUUACCAGGAGUGGAUCGCCAUGGAGGGCAGGCCAGUGUUCAUGAAGGAGCCGGAGGAGGGCCCCUACCCCCCCACUGGCAGCCUGGACUCAGGCUCCCAGCUCGGAGACAAGGAGGACGAGGGAAUGAACAGAGCAGUGGAUGAGGAACUGCUGGAGUACAGCGUCCAUGCUGGAGUUCAGACCACACUACAGGUAUUCAUCACCCACUCCUCCAACGUCUUCCUUCUGGAGCCAGCCAACGACAUCAAGAUCCUUCUGGAGGAGCACGUGGACAUGUGCAAGCGCGUCCUGAACAUCUACCGCAGCCUCGUCAUGCACGAGACCAUGGACCAGAAAACAUGGGAGCAGGCUUUACUGGUUAUGCUGAGGGUGACGGAGUCUGUGAUGAAAAGGCCUCCAUCCAUCAUGCCUCAGGGCAAGAAGAACAACACGCUGUCAGGCAGGCUGGCCGGACCCAUCUUUCAGACGCUGAUCGUGGCGUGGAUCAAGGGGAAUCUGAACGUGUACAUCAGCAGAGAGCUGUGGGACGACCUGCUCUCCGUCCUCUCCUCUCUCACCUGCUGGGACGAGCUGGUCACUGAGUGGUCUCUCACCAUGGAAACGCUCACCAAGGUGUUGGCCAGGAACCUUUACACUGUGGAUCUGAAUGAGCUGCCUCUGGACAAACUGAGUGAACAGAAACAGAAGAAGCAUAAAGGAAAAGGCAUUGGCUCAGAGGGUCAGCGGCAGAUUCCAGACCGUUCCUUCUCCAAAGGCUGGAGCAGAGACCAGCCGGUGCAGGCGGUGGCCAUGAGGCAGCGCAGCGCCACCACCGCCGGGUCACCUGGCAUCGAGAAGGCCCGGAGCAUCGUCCGCCAGAAGACUGUGGCGCUGCGUAGCUGCUCUACGGGGGACUCUCUGCUGUCCUCAGCCUUUAUCCGCAGUGCUAAGAGUGCUCCCACUCUGGCUCCGCCUCUUCCUGUCCUCCUCCACCACCACCACCCUUUACUACCCCCCCUUGCUGACCAGCUGGCAGACCUCGAGGACCCGCCAAUCACACUGACAACCCGCUCCUCUCGGAUGCGCCACUCUUCCCAGAGCGACGAGGCUCCUCCCACUUCCUGCUCGGAGGUCUUCCAGGGAGUGGCUUGUGACCUGGAAGCCGCCGCCCCUUCCUCCCUCCCGAGGAGCAGCAGUGCCUCUGACGUCAUGGAGCCCUUCAUCGCCGAGCGGGUCAAAGGUGACGACCCCGAAACGAAUCCCACUUUGAUCCAAAACCCCCCCCACCAACACCUCUCCACAACUUCUUCUUUACUCGCAGUCAACAGCCACGCAGCUCGUCCACUCUCACAACCCCUCACCCACUCCCCCUCCCCUUUAACCUUGUCCAAUGGCGUUGUCUCGUCCCCCUCAGAGGGACCAGAAAAUGCUAGUGAUUACGAGCAGUUCUGGCAGCAGAUUGGCUCUGAAAGCAGAGGUUCUAGUUCAGAUUGGGUUAGCGACUGGGAUUCAGCAUUCGCCUUGUCAUCUGAAAAAGAGAUUGAUAUAGAGGAAGGGGAAAUGGGGGCCGGGGUUGAGGAGGACGAUUUAUUCUCCUCAAUUAGGGACUACCUCACUAACAAAGGAAAUGAGAAAAAGGAAGGAUCAGCAGAGGGAGAAGUUCCUGGUCAUGUAGUAGAAAACAGUGUUGUAACUUUGACAGUUCAAACAGGAAUCGCUAGAACACAAAUGGAAUACACGGGUCAGGCAGGAGAGGUGAGACAGGUGGUGAGGGAGGACAGACAGGUAAGUCAAUCAGUGAGGCACAGCAGUGUGGACUCCACUGAGGAGAAUGAAGGUGAGGAGCGGAGCAUCUACGAGUGUCUGGAGUUGCAGUGUCAGUGGCCGUCACCCAACGCUAGGGGCAAUGCUAGCUUAGAAAGACAAGCUGCGGAUAAAAAGGGAGCAGGAAGUACAGGGAAAGCAGAAGGAGGAGAAGGGAAAUGUGAUGGAUUAAGGGAAACGGGUGAAGAGAAAAAAGAGGAUGGGUCUAUUUUAAUAAAACCUGACACUAACAUGUUAGAAUCCAGCACCGAAUCAAAUCCAACUCCCCAAACUUCAGACCCGACAAAAACUAAAAUGUCCCGCAGUAGCGCCAAGAGGCACUCCGGUGGUGUUCAUGUCAGCUUCCGGCCCUCGACUGAGUCUGUGCAGUUCCACAACCCCUUGGAGAGUAAAGAGGCCCACUGGAAAUCCAGGCUGCGGCGCCUCAGUCACUUCCAUACAUACAGCAACUCUGCCGGGGAGAGGGUGGUAUCCGGAGCUGGAGCGGGCUCAGGGGCAAAGCAGGGAGCAGGGGGCUCAGGUAAGUUUGGCGCUGUGACUGGGAUUAGUAGCCACAAAGCAGGGGUGCAUGACAAAUCAGCCUCUGGGACUUUUACGGAUAACUGCGGGUCAGGAAAUGCCGCAAAUAGUGGGGGCCUGGAAAACUGGACUGGGACUGGAGGGGACAAGGACAAGCAAAGCCCCGGAUCCUGCUCGGGAUCCAACCCGGGCUCCGAGGCUCACGCAGAGCUGGCGUCCAGCAGCUCAGGUUUCUCCGGCGUGUCGUCGGGAGUUCGCGGGCGCCUGGGACGCUCCGCCUUGCGAUCGCGAGCUUCCCGCUCACGCUCACAGGAGCCCGGCAGCACCGCCUCACGACACCACCAGGGGGCUCUUCUCGGCGGCGUUUAUAAGUCUGUCGUCCACGCUUUGUCUUCGAAGCCACGGCCCCGAGGCCAGGGGUCCUCCCAAGGCUCUUCGCCCCAGAGGCAGGGACGCGCCGCCAUGGGUGACGCGUCGCUCAGGGACCUGUACUCCCACGUCCUGGGCUACUUUGGGCGAAAGACGACAGCUAACAAAGAGGAGGUGGUCCAUAAGGCUCGUCCCGUCUCCAGUGACGUGGGAAGCACCAACCCAAACUUCUCCGACCUCAUGGAUGAGUUUAUCCAGGAGAGACUAAGGGCCAAAGGAACAGCCGGUCGCCGUGGCAGCAGCCCAGGAAGCCUGGAGGUUCCCCGGGACCUGCCGGAGCUCCUGGAGGCAGGUCACAGUCCUGGAUUUCGGGCCUCAGACGAUCACCGGCCUAUCGAUGACCCGGGCGUUCCCUCAGAGUGGACGUCCCCUGCGAGUGCCAGUGGCUCUGAUGUCGUCAGCUCAGACAGCCAAUCAGACUCCUUCAAUGCCUUUCAGUACUCCACCUGCAAGUUUGACAACUUCACUUACAGUUCAGAAGCUGGUGGAGGAGGAGGUGGAUCUGGGGGAGGAGGGCGAGGAAGCUCAUUGGACCAGGACAGCCUGGGAGGAGGCGGGGUCGGGGACGAACACGAAGUAGCAAGUUUGACGACACUUCACAUCGACUCGGAGACCAGCAGCCUCAGCCACACCGUCACUGUCACUGGUUCUGAAAGUGCGUCUCCCAUGCAUUCCCUCGGGGGUUCUCGCUCCCAGACACCCUCCCCGGCCACGCUGACAGCAGACCACGCUGACCACACACACUCACACUCACACCUACAGCUGGACCAGAAGCUCCACAACUCAAUGCUGCAGACUCCAGAUGACCUGGAAACCAGUGAGUUCCCAAGCGAGGACUGCAGCGUCAUGGCGGGCGGCUCUCUGACCGGAUGGCACGCAGAUGUUGCCACUGUAAUGUGGCGACGGAUGCUGGGUAUCCUGGGCGACGUCAACACAAUCAAAGACCCAGAGAUCCACGCUCAGGUCUUCGACUAUCUGUGUGAACUGUGGCAAAACCUGGCCAAGAUAAGAGAUAAUUUGGGCAUUUCUCUGGACAACCAGUCGUCUCCCCGGCCCCCUGAUCUGAUCCCGCCUUUGAGAAUCCUCACGCCCUGGCUUUUUAAGGCCACCAAGCUGACUGAGCGUUACAAGCAAGGGAAGCUUCACGCCUACAAGCUGAUCUGCAGGAUCAUGAAGAGACGGCAAGAUGUUUCCCCAAACACUGACUUCCUCACACACUUCUACAACAUCAUGCAUCAGGGACUGCUGCACCAAGACCAGGACAUUGUGAACACCAUCAUAAAACACUGCAGUCCCCGCUUCUUCAGUAUCGGUCUCCCUGGAGCCACCAUGUUGAUCCUGGACUUCAUCAUCGCAGCGUCAAGAGUCACCGCAUGCUCAUCGCUCAACGCCCCCAGGGUGGAGGCCCAGAUCCUGCUGGGUUCUCUGGUAUGUUUCCCAAACUUCUACGAGGAGCUUCCAGCCCUCCACCCCACCACAGCUGAUGUGGUGCUCACCAAGUUCCCUGACGUCAAGGAGCACAUUAUCAAAACCAUCCUGACCUCUGCCAGGGACGAACCCUCUGCUCCUGCUAGGUGUGUGGCUCUGUGCAGUCUGGGGAUCUGGCUGUGUGAGGAGCUGGCUCACGGGACUCAGCACCCGCAGAUAAAAGACGCUCUCAAUGUCAUCUGCGUCACUCUGAAGUACCCCAAUAAGAAUGUAGCCCUGGUGGCGUCGGACAUCCUGCACCUCCUGAUCAGCCACGUGGAUUAUCUUCAGGAAUUCCCCCCCGACACUCCAAAGAAGAUCGUAGAGAUUCUGAUCGCCACCAUCACACACUUGCUGCCUACUACCGAGACUUCUCCUCAUGAGCUGGAUAAAAGGCUGGUGGUGUCCCUCCUGCUGUGUCUGCUGGACUGGGUGAUGGCUCUGCCUCCAAAGACUCUCCUCCAGCCCGUUCAGACCAGAAGCCCCCCGGAGAAGGAGCAGCCCACCAAGACCCUGCUCAGCUGUAUUUAUAAGGUGUUACACGGCUGUGUGUAUGGAGCCCAGUCGUUCAACAGUCCUAAGUAUUACCCGCUGCAGAUGUCCGACCUGCUGAGUCCGGACUACGACCCGUUCCUGCCGCUAGAGAGCCUCCGAGAACCAGAACCGCUGCACAGCCCGGACUCUGAGCGCUCCAGCAAACUGCAGCCUGUCACCGAAGUGCGAAGCCGAAUUCAGCAUGGCCUGGUCUCCAUCGCAGCCAGCACUGUAAUCACACACCUAGUCAACCAUCUAGGCCAUUACCCCAUGUCCGGAGGGCCUGCCACUCUGUCCAGCCAGGUGUGUGAAAACCAAGAUAACCCGUUCUGUGAGAGUGCAGAUCUCGGACCGGAGCUUUUCCAUUCCCCUAACCUGCAGUUCCUGGUUCUGAACGGCUCCACGCUGCUCUCCGUGUAUCAGAUCCGCUCAGAGUCCGGUGUUCCAGGAGGCGGGAUGACGGCCGGUUUGUCCUCCGCCCCCGCCUGCGUCCGCGUCAUCGUCCGAGACGUGGCGGGGAAACACUCCUGGGACUCUGCCGUUCUCUACGGACCCCCGCCCUGCUCCCCGAACAGCCCCACACACACAUUCAUGCCACACACACAAUCCCCUCACGGCGGCAAUCUUCAUUUACGCACUCCACCGGGAGGUCCGGCGAAAAAGAUGGGACUGAAGAAAGAAGACAGCGAAGAGGAGGGCGGGCAGGAGGAUAUCGAGGCAGCAGAGGAGGGACGGAGAGGGACGGAGGGUGAAAGGCAGGAGUUACAGGGGGAAGGAGAGGAGGAGAGGAGAGACACCGAGGAGGGGAUGGGAGAUGGAGGAGAAGAUGAUGAAGAAGAAGAGGAGGAGGAGGGGAUAGAGCAUAGGAUGGAUGGUGAGCGGGAUCAGGGCGAGUCGGGCCUGGAGCAGUUUCCCGCGCCGCCAUUGGCUAAACGGGUGUGUCGGGAGGCGGUGCCAGCGUGGGACUCGCUGAGGGAGGGGGACGACUCGCUGGAUGAAAUGCUGCAGUACCUGGGGUACUCGAGCCCCGAGUGUCUACAGAGAGCAGGCAUGCCGCUCAACAUCCCGGCCCCUCCUCCAGCGUGUGUGUCAGAAAAGCAAGAGAACGACGUGAUCAACGCCAUCCUGAAGCAGAGCGCUGCCGAAAGAGAGUUUGUCCUCCAUAGAGGAGAGGAUCUGAACAUGAGGGCGGUGCAGCAGCCGGAGCCGGACACUGAGACGCCUCAGUCCGCCUUCUACUACUGCAGACUGCUCAUCAACAUCCUGGGCCUCAACUCCUGGGAGAAGAGGAGUAACUUCCAUUUGUUGAGGAAGAAUGAGAAGUUACUGAGAGAGCUGAAGAACCUGGACUCACGGCAAUGCCGGGAGACUCAUAAAAUAGCUGUAUUUUAUGUGGCGGAGGGCCAAGAGGACAAACACUCUAUACUGACCAACACCGCGGGCAGCCAGGCGUACGAGGACUUUGUCUCCGGACUGGGCUGGGAGGUGGACCUCACCACCCACUGUGGCUUCAUGGGAGGCCUCCAGAGGAACCGCAGCACGGGCCAGACCACGCCUUACUACGCCACCUCCACUACAGAGGUCAUCUACCACGUCUCCACCCGCAUGCCCCACGACCAGGACCACAACCUCACCAAGAAGCUAAGACACCUGGGUAAUGACGAGGUCCACAUCGUUUGGUCGGAACAUUCUAGAGACUACCGGCGAGGGAUCAUCCCCACCGAGUUCGGAGACGUGCUAAUCAUCAUCUACCCCAUGAAGAACCACAUGUACUCCAUCCACAUACUGAAAAAACCUGAGGUGCCAUUCUUCGGUCCACUGUUUGACGGUGCCGUAGUGGACAUGAACAUCUUGCCCACCAUGGUCCGGGCCACAGCCAUCAACGCCAGUCGAGCUCUCAAAUCACUGAUUCCACUCUACCAGAACUUCUAUGAGGAGCGAGCCCGAUACCUGGAGACCAUCGUGCAGCACCACCAGGAGCCGACCACCUUCGAAGAUUACGCAGCUCGAGUGUACAGCCCGGCUCCCUGCACUCACCUGCCCUCUGACUCAGGCUCCUGCCUCGAGAUUCUUCGGGGAGAAAGUCCGGCUCUUGGGGAGGCCGGGAGCGACUCGGCGUCCCCCAUGUCGCCUCGGACUAGCAAGAGCCGCAUGUCGAUGAAGCUGCGACGCUCCUCCGGAUCGGCCAAUAAGACUUAAAGCCCUCACUGUAACUUUCUUUUGAAAAUGGCUGAUUAUAUCCUCGCAGUUGCUCCAGCAUGCUGACCUUUGCCACAGUAGAAACAAGUGCAGUAUUAGUUUAUAACAAUCUGUGCCAUUUUAGAAAAGGGUUAGAGCAGAGGAAUAAAAGCAGAAGUUGCUAUCUGUAUAUUUGUACUAUAGUCAGUCCAUGUGUGCGCAGACAGAACCACGAGUUUUGAUAUAAAAUUAAAAAAAGAUCAGAACGUGUGCAUCUGUAGUGUUGCAUGGAGGAAGCAAGAUAAAAGUAUAUUUUUGUUCUCAGCACAGCUUUAGGCUUGAGUGGGUUUCUAUUAGUAUGAAUUGUAUAUAGAAACUCAUUCAUUUGCUUACAAUGAAAGAAAGAUGUUUUGUUGUGGAUGCUUUAAAGCCAAAAAGUGAAGAGAAUCAGUGUUAAAUAGUUGAAUUAUUUGUCAAAAUAGAACACAAGAGGCAGCACUUCCAUUUAGUUUUGUUUUGCUUAUGCUGUAAAAUGUGGACAAGCACUGAUGAUUUUUGUCUUGAAAUGUGUUUGGACCCGAACAAGAACAUUGCUGUAUUUUAUUUGUCACUUUGUCAUCUGAUGCAAUGGAACCACAGCUAUUAUUUUUGUUCCUAUAUUCUGUAUAUCUAUAUAUGUAUGGGUAUAGAUAUAUAUAUAUAGUAGCUAUAUGAACAUCUAAUGGGAUGUGUACAGUGGGUGUAUAUACUGAGAAUAGCUGCCAAAGACCUCAGACCAGGUAUCUGCUUAAAAUGGAUAGACACUACAAGAUUUCAUUUCUUUUUUAGAUUUGCAAGGCAAUUUAAUUUCAGGUCACGGACUCUUCUUUACUUCAAUGUUGCCACAUUGGGGAAGUGUUAGGCCAUCAUUGUCCUCGUUUUUCAUUGAGUAUAUAAUGUACGGAAGAGGAUUAGUGCCACAUGUGAAAAAAAAAAUUGCGAUCGGACCUAAAGGGAUUUAUUUUCUUUUGUUCUGACUUGAAAAUGAAAAUAUUGAGAUUCAAUUCAGAAUUCUGAGAUCAAAUUCAGAAACAAAAUCUGAAUUCUGAGAAAAUGUAUUGAAUUCUAUGAAAAAUCUGAAUUCUGAGAGUACAUUUAGAAUUCUGAGAAAAUGUCAGAAUUCUGAGAUUAAUUUAAGAAUUCUUUCAAAAAAGUCAAAACUAUAUAUUAAAAAAAAUUACUUUUGGUCCGAUCUCAAAACAUUUCCCUCAUGUGGUUCUAAUCCUCUUCUGUGCUUUGUGGCAGGUUUUGUUAUUGAAAAGAUAACUUCACCACCUUAGUGGUUUAAAGGUGGAAACAGUGUGUACAAAGGAGAGAUAGUGUACAGCCAAAGAGGGGGGGAAAGCAAAGAUACUUAUCAUAAUUUAGAUAUUAAUUCUUAUGUUAUUUUUUUUUUUAUAACUCCACUCUUAUAUUGAGACUCAUCCCCCUGCUCCAUUCUUGACGAAGGGGACCCGUAUGUAAUCACAAUCUAUAAAAAGUAACACUACCAGUUAUGUUUUUAACAUCCUUAUUUCAGCACUCCGUCAGUUAGCUCUACUAAAAACCGAAUUGUCUAACAUUGUUUAAGGUUUUUCUUUAGCUGCUGUUCCUCCAUUUAUUUUACAUGAUGGCUUCUUCUGUAUUUAAACUCAAGUUUAUUUGAUGUUACUGUUUUUAUUUCAGCCAUAGAUUCUCUGUAGAAAUGAAAGGGAUUGUUACACUUUUUGCACCUCUGUGUGUGGUGAAUAUAACUUUAUUCGUGAAUAUUUGAAUUCUGCUGAACUCUGAGUUGGCGCUUUAAAUUAUUGCUGUUACAAUAAUAAUAAUUAUUGCUGCGGUUGGAGCACCAUUGAUUGGUGGUCACUCUGAUCUGUUCAUGCUGUACCUCUCACUCCAUCCUGAUUGGACACGCUGAGCCUCACACUCCCUUUGGAUUAAACAUACCUGUGCUUGAUUAUGAGUUAUGGUGCUGCUUUCAAAAUCCCAUGGAGAAGAUGGGACAUUUCCAAUUAGUUUUACAGAUUGUAAAUAAUACGGAGGAUUAUAGUGUUUUAUAAUGACCUCGAAAUGAUUUGCUUACUCUAAACGUAAUUAGCAGCAACCAAAAUGUAUUAAAACAAAUUAUUAACCUUUCAUCAUUACAAACUAUUCAUAGAAACUUUCCUGGACUGUUUAUCUGGAGGAUUUUGACUCUGAAAGUCUACAGAUAAAGGAUUAAGGCCACAUGUGAAAAUGUAUUUCUGAGAAGAAUUGAAGAUUUAAAAAAACAAACACAUUUGUACUUUUUGGAAUUGUGAAUAAUCUCAGAAUUAAAAAAAUGUUUCAACGCGACCCUAAACCAAACUUUGCUUGUCUAAAUAAGGGGUACAAAAUUCAGAUUAAAUUUUUUUCCUUUAUAUAUAUAACAUUCGGAAAGCUCUGUGGCCUGUUGUCCAGAGUGCAUGUGCACUGACUGUACAUACUGCAUGACACCAGCUCAGCACUUCCUGCAUGUGUUGAUCAUGUAACAGCUGUAUUACGCUCAAACACACACACACACACUCACUCCAUGUCACACCUGUACUAUGUAAACCUGUAACGUCUCUUUUGGACACAGACAGAGAGCGUGGAUGUGCGAUGAUGGGAUUUGACAAUAAAUGAUUCGUACCACUUGC
Messenger RNA from Trematomus bernacchii (emerald rockcod), 11500 nucleotides. It is a transcript of the gene ralgapa1, whose product is annotated as Ral GTPase activating protein catalytic subunit alpha 1. Gene Ontology annotation, biological process: regulation of small GTPase mediated signal transduction; positive regulation of GTPase activity. NCBI's taxonomy places the organism in Eukaryota, Metazoa, Chordata, Actinopteri, Perciformes, Nototheniidae. Gene Ontology annotation, molecular function: GTPase activator activity. Bases 507 to 8846 code for a protein of 2779 amino acids. Gene Ontology annotation, cellular component: nucleus; cytoplasm. The record is from RefSeq and is a predicted model, not a curated record. The transcript is spliced from 46 exons.